Molecule: messenger RNA, 780 nt
Organism: Dichotomopilus funicola
Lineage: Eukaryota; Fungi; Ascomycota; Sordariomycetes; Sordariales; Chaetomiaceae
Product: ATP synthase subunit D-domain-containing protein
Exons: 8
Coding region: 1-780 (259 amino acids)
Biological process (GO): vacuolar acidification
Cellular component (GO): vacuolar proton-transporting V-type ATPase complex; fungal-type vacuole membrane
Molecular function (GO): proton-transporting ATPase activity, rotational mechanism
Source: RefSeq, a predicted model, not a curated record
AUGUCUGGGGCAGCAGACCGGGAAGCCGUGUUCCCUACACGGCAGUCCUUGGGCAUUAUGAAAGCCAAGCUCAAGGGCGCAGAGACGGGGCACAAUUUGCUCAAGAGGAAGAGUGAAGCAUUGACUAAACGUUUCCGAGAGAUUACCCACCGUAUCGACGAAGCAAAGCGUAAGAUGGGCCGUGUGAUGCAGAUCGCGUCACUGUCCCUGGCCGAGGUGACAUACGCGGUCGGCGGCAACAUUGGCUACCAGAUCCAGGAGUCGGCCAAGUCGGCGCGCUUCCGCAUCCGCGCCAAGCAGGAAAACGUGUCGGGUGUGCUGCUGCCCGCGUUCGAAGCUUACCAGACCGAAGGCAACAACGAUUUUGCUAUGACGGGUCUGGGGAAGGGCGGACAGCAGGUGCAGCGCUGCCGCGAGACGUACGCCCGUGCGGUCGAGGCGCUGGUAGAACUGGCAAGCCUGCAGACGGCGUUUGUCAUCUUAGAUGAGGUGAUCAAGGUGGUCAACAGGAGAGUCAAUGCGAUUGAACACGUCAUCAUUCCGAGGACGGAAAACACCAUCAAGUAUAUUAACUCAGAGCUGGAUGAGCUGGACAGAGAAGAGUUCUACCGGCUCAAGAAGGUCGCAAACAAAAAGCAACGAGACACAGCCGCAGCCGAUGUCGAGGCAAAGAAGCGGAAAGAACUGCUCGAGAAGGAAAACGAAACGCCGGACGCCGACCACGCAACCGGGCCCACCGAUCUCCUCGCCGCCGAGGACGACCAGGACGUGAUCUUUUAA